UUCCAAUGUCUUCAUCGCGCCAAGGGACGAAUAGGAAAAUGAACCCUGUUGGUUGAAAAGAGUGGGUUGAUCAAAGCUGCUUCUCGCGCGUUUAUUCCUCCACUCUCUCUUUUCUCUUCCUUUGGACAGAGCGCACCGCAUCCAUCAUCAUCAUCAGUCUUCAUUCUAUGAGACUCAAUUCACAUCUCCGUCCGAUUCGGAUUAAAUCAUAACACAGAAACCAGUGCAUCCGCGGUACCGGUCAAUCUGUGUUUCUGGAGGCAGAGCUGGUUGCCCAGGUGAUGGACAAAGUCACACUGACUUAUGCAAGAUCAGUGAUGUUCCUCCAUCUACUGCUGCGUGCCAUCUGCCUCUUUAUACUGUUGUCUUCUGCUGUCGCCAGUCCUGCCGCAGAUGAUACAGCUCUACAAGUGACCAUUCCUGAUAGCUUCCCCGUGUCUGCCAUUUUGGGGGGUUCCCUGAUUUUGCCCUGCCUGGUGUCUCUGCCCCGUACGCCCUCUUUGGGGCGGCAUGCCGUACUUACCCAGCCACGAGUAAAAUGGAGCUUUAUUUCAUCAAACAAAGACAUAGAGAUCCUAGUGGCUCGUGGGGAGAGGGUAAAGGUGAGUGAGAUUUAUAAAGACAGGGCGUCGCUUCUGAAUUACGCUGCUGCUUCGAAUGAUCUCACCCUCAGACUGGAUGGCCUGAUUCACAACGACACGGGCUUCUACCGCUGUGAAGUCCAGCACGGAUUGGAGGAUGCUAAUGACCUGGCUCAGGUGAAAGUUAAAGGUGUCGUCUUCCUCUACCGCCACACCUCUAGUCGCUAUGCCUUUACUUUUAAUGAGGCCAAAGAUGCAUGUAAGCACAUUGGAGCUCAGAUUGCUUCUCCCCAGCAGCUGCUGGCUGCCUAUUACAGUGGCUAUGAACAGUGUGAUGCCGGGUGGCUUUCAGAUCGCUCUGUAAGAUACCCAAUCCAGAUGCCUCGAGAGGGCUGUUUUGGAGACAUGGAUGGACUACCAGGUGUUAGAAACUAUGGCACGAUGGAUGCUGAUGAACUCUUUGACGUGUAUUGCUAUGUGGAAAACAUUCACGGGGAGGUGUUCCAUGGAUCGAACCCACAGCGCUUCACCUUGGCAGAAGCUAAGACGUACUGUGAGCAACAGGGAGCUCAGUUAGCGACCACCGGCCAGCUGUAUGCUGCAUGGAACGAUGGUCUGAAUCACUGUAGUCCAGGCUGGCUUGCUGACGGAAGUGUUCGCUACCCUAUCGUGACCCCUCGUGAACGGUGUGGGGGCACUGAGCCUGGUGUCAAGACCGUCUAUCGUUUUAGCAAUCAGACAGGCUUCCCCGAACCACAUACUCUUCAUGAUGCCUACUGCUUUAGAGGUAAUGGCAACUCAGUACCACAGACAGUCCCACCAAUAGAUUACAUGGCCACAGAACCAGAAGACAAAGACCAGCAUAUUGUGACUUUAGCUGAACCCCAUGAGGAGUACAGUGUAGAUCAGGUCAUCCAAAAAUCUGAAAAUGAGGCUCUGGGUGCUGUUGAGUCCUUCCCUAUUCACGGCACACAGACUACGAAGGAACCUGAGGAACACAAUCGUACCUCAAGCCCUCCUGAUGAUUUCACUGCUAGCACCAGUCCAGAUUUCACCAGCCCACCCAUCACAAGUGAUCAGGACUCCACUGAGAUCACCACGCAGAAAGUGGAUGCCAAUCCCAUCAAUGCAGAAUUUGUGCCAGAGAUCUACAUGGAUCAAAAUCAAACAUUAAAUGAGAGUGAACCAGAUGUGCAGGAAGCUUCAAAAACAAAUGUUUUGAGGAGCAGCAAUCAUACACACUACCAACCAAUGCCCGACACCAGCUUAGAGCCAUGGGAGCCAAUUUCACAUACACCGGUCCAGCCGGAAGUAACUGAUCAAUCAUCCCCUGCACCCGAGAAGAUAGAUGGCUCCAAACAUUUCCAACCCAUGCCUGACACUAACCUGGAGGAUGAAAAUGAAGAGCAUACAAAUACAGAAACCAACAUGACCACUGAGGGUACUACAAUGGUAUACAAUGACUCACGCAAUCACACCACAACUCAAGAACUCCUCGCAGCUCCUUCAACUUUCUUUCUUGUGGAAGACCACAAUGCUACUCUAGAGGAAAAUGGGGAGGAUAUUACAAAAGUCACGGAGUCAGAUGAAGACCUGAGGUUUUCUUAUAGCACUCAGUCCACCUCAGUAAGCACAUCUAGCAAUGCAGAUAUGUUGGAAGGUUCAGGUGAAGCUUUAACUGAGGCAUUUACAGAAGAGGCAGAACAUCUGAUGCCCCUGCAUGGAGCAUCUACGUCUAAGACUUUGACACAGAGCUUCCCAAUAACACAUCUGAGCAGUACUAGCCUGAGUUUAAAAUCUCAACAUGAAGAUGCAGAGCAUCAGAACAGUUCUGAAGAUGAUGGUGAAAGGACUUUUACUGUUCCUUUGUCUCUCGGUGCAGAUGAUAAUUUCACCGAUCACAUUACUGUUAGCACCAAACUUAGUAUUGUGAAUGAACUAGAAACAUUCGAAGGCUCCGGCGAUUAUGACGAUAACCUGGCAGUCACAACAUUGACCACACCUAUUCCUCACCUCCUGGGCACCCCAACCACACAAGGACCUGUACAGGUAGAAGUAAAUUCUCCAGGGGAUAUGAAGGAGAUUUUCUCUGAAAACCAAACCCUGUCUGUCCUAGGGACUGUAGAGGAGGAACUGGAGAAGGUGGAGCAGGAGGGCCUUGCAGAAGAACCCAUCCACUUUUAUACCACAUCCACCAUACCUAACAAUUCGACUUUUACUUUAAAUGUGAAUGGCAGUCAUGAAGAGGAGUCCUCAGAAGCAGGACAGUCUUCAGAAAAUUGGUCCUCUGUUACUGAGCAUCCAUUUUUAAACACAACUCCCAAUUUGGACAUUAAUACUGAUGAUGAUGAUGGUAAUCGGGCCAGUACUGUAGAACCACUUAUGGGUAUGGAAGUAACAUUGCUGCCUGCUGUUACACAGACACCUGACUGGAAGACUGUGACUUUUACAAAACCGGUGGAGUCCAGAGAAGAAGUGGAGUUUAGUGGGGAUGUCCCACUUACAACAGAAGACAACACAAGCUUAGGUGAAUCCUACUCUGAUGCCUUCACCGAAGAACAGCCAAGCCAAACUUCACCUACCAAGUCACCUGAACGUGAAGGUGAUGAUGAGGAUUAUGACCGCAUGACUAGAGCAAGCACAAACAAUAUGGAAUAUGAAAAUGAUGUAAAAACCACAUCUGAGCCUGUUACGCCACCUCCCAGACCAACGCAGAAGAUGUUGGUUAGGACUGGCUACAUUUCAGACGCAUGUAUUGAGAACCCGUGUAAAAAUGGAGGCACAUGUGUGGAGAGUGUAACGGGUAAAAGCUGUCUCUGUUUACCCACCUAUGGAGGAAACUUCUGCCAGAUAGAUCUAGAACACUGUGAACCAGGCUGGGAAAAGUUUCAAGGGUUCUGCUACAAACACUUCACCAAAAGGCAGAAAUGGGAGGUGGCUGAGCAGCACUGUCGGAUGUCUGGAGGUCACCUGGUCUCUAUUAUGUCACCCGAGGAACAAGAGUAUAUUAAUGAUAAAUACAAGGAAUAUCAGUGGACGGGUCUCAAUGACAAAACCAUCGAAGGAGAUUUCCGUUGGUCAGAUGGGAGUCCACUGCUAUUUGAGAAUUGGUUUCGUGGACAACCAGACAGCUACUUUCUGUCAGGGGAAGACUGCGUUGUCAUGGUGUGGUACGAAGAUGGCCGUUGGAGUGAUAUCCCUUGUAACUACCAGCUCUCCUAUACAUGCAAGAAGGGCAUUGCAGCAUUCUGUGGUCAGCCCCCUUUUGUGCGCCACGCUAAGAUGUUCGGACGACGGCAACUAAGAUACAAGACAGAUUCGCAGGUGCGCUACCACUGCCAGCCAGGCUUCACCCAGAGACAGAACCCUGUUAUCACAUGUCAGAACAAUGGACAGUGGGAGGAACCUCAAAUCACAUGUACAUCAGUGGGACCUGAGUACUCGAAUGGAGAAAUGGUAACUUGGCCUGCUGGUCACAAGGAAUAUGUGAUUGAAGAUACAACGACACAAAAAACAAAACCGGAGUAUUUGGAUAUAAAAUGGAACGUUUAAAACGCUA
This is a messenger RNA of Paramisgurnus dabryanus, 4140 nucleotides long. The record is from RefSeq and is a predicted model, not a curated record. NCBI's taxonomy places the organism in Eukaryota, Metazoa, Chordata, Actinopteri, Cypriniformes, Cobitidae.